Heterocephalus glaber (naked mole-rat) is the source of this 2795-nucleotide messenger RNA. It is a transcript of the gene Med11, whose product is annotated as mediator complex subunit 11. Gene Ontology annotation, molecular function: transcription coregulator activity. Gene Ontology annotation, biological process: regulation of transcription by RNA polymerase II. The record is from RefSeq and is a predicted model, not a curated record. Gene Ontology annotation, cellular component: mediator complex. Lineage: Eukaryota; Metazoa; Chordata; Mammalia; Rodentia; Bathyergidae.
GAAGGACCCAAGAAGGGCGAGAAAGGACCCAAGAAGGGCGAGGUUGCGCUGGGCAUCCUGGGAGUUGUAGUGUACACUAGAAAGUACCCUUCACGCAGCCGCAAACUGACAGCCACUUCCGGGCUCCGCCUCUCAUUCUUCAGGAGAAAAUCUUUUGGAGUUUCCCAGAGGGACAAUGGCUACCUACAGCCUGGCGAAUGAGCGAUUACGCGCCCUGGAAGACAUUGAAAGGGAAAUCGGCGCCAUCCUCCAGAAUGCAGGGACUGUGAUCCUAGAACUAUCCAAGGAAAAAACCAAUGAGCGGCUCCUAGACCGGCAGGCGGCGGCCUUCACCGCUUCAGUGCAGCAUGUGGAGGCGGAGCUCUCGGCUCAGAUCCGUUACCUCACUCAGGUGGCCACAGGGCAGCCCCAUGAGGGCUCCAGCUACUCUUCAAGGAAGGACUGUCAAAUGGCUCUGAAGCGAGUGGACUAUGCCCGCCUGAAGCUAAGUGAUGUGGCCCGAACCUGUGAGCAGAUGCUGGAGAGCUAAGCCAAGGAAGUGGAUCCAGAGUGUGGUGGGAGACCCUGACCUGUACGCUGGGACAGAAACCAGAGGCCUGUCGGGUAGGGUACCUGGACUGACACAUACAUCAGGGUCAACUUGAACAAAGAGGCAGAAGGUGGAAAUGGAGAAACUAAAAUCAAAGCCUGCCCACAGCUGUGCCCUGGCUCCUCCACGGUGCUCCUGCUAUACACUUCACAAACUGCUAUGCACCUCACAAACUCAGGAGCUGGAGAUUCAGCCACCCAGCCCACUUCUUUAUGACCAUCAUCAGCCCCAACACAUACCCUGCCCUGUCUUGGGCUUCCCAGAAACUUGGCCCAUUGAAGGUACAUUCUUCCUUAUUGAAACAGCCAAAACAUAAACUAAGAUUCUUAAUUAAAAAAAGCAAUAACAAUUUUUAAAACUCAGACUCUGGAGUAUAUGUGAGUGAUGCAAGAGAUUAAGAAAAGAAGCCCAGCCUGUAUAUCAACAUAACAGCCACUCAGAAGGGAGGAUGGGAAAGCCCAGGUCUUGAGUGUGGGACUGGAAAGAACAGCUGGUGCAGUGUGAAGGAUGACUUGUGAGCAAAGAGAGCCAUCAGUCUGAAAUCCUUCAGCAGAGAAGCUGAAGUCAGGAGUCAUCAUGAGGCAGCAAGGGCCUGGAGCCAAUGUCUGUAGAAAGAAAAGUCAGUAAUUCUACAAGUAACAUUUAAUAGUUUUUUUAAAAACCACAGAAUGUCCAACCCAUUAUGAUGCAGUAUAAAAGUCAUAUUUUGUUUUUCAUGUAUUUAUUUUUUCCAGGGCUAGGGAUUGAACUCAUUCAUGCUAGGCAAGUACUGUAUCACUAAGCUACAACCCCAGGCCCCAGAUUUUAUAGUAUUGCAUAUUUUUAAAACAGGAGGCUAAGAGAGCAGUUAGUAAUAUAUUAAAUUUGUCAAUUGCCUAAAAUAUCAGAAAUUAUAUUAAUUAUGUGAAGUACUUAUAAAGCAGUCCAUGCUCCCAAGCUCCCAUUCUUGCCUCAGGAUUUGGAAUCUGGUGUUGAAGGUGUGUGUUGAUAAAGCUGUAGAUCUGAAAAGGAUAAAGAAAUUGAGAGAUGAGUUCUGAGAUCAAGUGGAGUUUGGGGAGGAGUGGUAGCUUAAGUGGGAAAUCAGACUUCCAGAUAUUAACCCUAGGACUUUGUACACAGUAAAUGUUUUUGAGUUGAAUGAAUGGUCCUUUCCUUUCUCCACAGCUUUAUCUCCUGCUAGCCUGGUCUAGCUUCACCUUGCUCCAAACACUACCAGGCUUUAAAGUCCAAGCACUGGACCUGGACUCAUAGUACCUUUCCUCCCUCUCCACUCACUCAUCUCUGGCUGACUCUUAUAGGCAGCUUAUAGCCCACAGUACAAAAGCUUUAAAUUUUGUGUGAUGGGUCAGGUUUCUAGCUAUCUGAGAACUACAGGGAGCAGUAUCCCUUCAAGGAAAGCUCUGGAUCCCUGGGCAAAAGGUUACCUGGCAUCAUAGUUACUUUUCUCACUGCUGAGACAAAAUACUCAACACUCCAAGAAAGAUUUAUUUAGGGCCAGGAUUUAGCUCAGUGGUUCCAGCGCCCGCUGCGCAAGCGCAAGUUCGAGUUCAAUCCCCAGUACCAAAAAGAACAAGAAAGAUUUAUUUCAUCAUCACAGAAGAUAAAACAGUCCAUGGCAAAGAGCCAGAAGGCAGCCAGCAGUGAAGUAGCAAGCAGCAAGCAAAAAGCAGCAACCAUAUCUGUUGUCUUCUGCAAGUCUGCUCCCAGACCUAGGUUUGGGAGCCCGGACCGGCAGGGUAAGGCGCAGAGUCACCAGCCGACUCUGGGGAGAUUUCAGGAACGCUUCUGCUUUAUUGAGGAACUACACAAGCUUAUAUAGCGAAAUAAAAGGGCGAUUACAUACGUGGGGUUAUAACAGCUUUAGCCUUGGCAUAAUUUGAUUGGAUGGAAAGGGAUAUAAUUAUACACAAUGGAGAACAUAUGACAUCCUCUUAUUAGUUAAAUUUAUUUUAAACUGUAUGGGGUGAUUGUCUGGGCGAGGGGAAGGAGUCAUGACCCAAAGAGUGAGGAGGUAUGCUCGACUUGAUCUAGUUUCUACACAGUGGAGUGAGCUUGCUCAACUCUGUUUUUUGUCUCUGAGCAUGCUCAAGAGCGGAGUGCGGCAUACUUGACCCAACCAGACCUGAACUUCUUCACAUAUCAACCCUCCUUCUGUUUCUUAUAUCCUAUCCAGGGCAGGAAGCUCUCACAGCCAGUUGGAGUACCC